This is a messenger RNA of Trametes versicolor FP-101664 SS1, 1323 nucleotides long. Its product is annotated as cyclin. The coding region runs from base 1 to 1323 and encodes 440 amino acids. Gene Ontology annotation, molecular function: cyclin-dependent protein serine/threonine kinase regulator activity. Gene Ontology annotation, cellular component: cyclin-dependent protein kinase holoenzyme complex; centrosome; nucleus. NCBI's taxonomy places the organism in Eukaryota, Fungi, Basidiomycota, Agaricomycetes, Polyporales, Polyporaceae. The transcript has 2 exons. Gene Ontology annotation, biological process: mitotic cell cycle phase transition; regulation of cyclin-dependent protein serine/threonine kinase activity. The record is from RefSeq and is a predicted model, not a curated record.
AUGAAGGACGUCUCCAACUCAUCCCGGGCCGCCCGCCCUUCUGCCUACCCCAAGAAGAAGCCAUCGCCAUACGGCGUGUCGAAAUCUUCGCGGAGGCAAUCACCACUUUACCCGCCCCACUCCCUCAUCCGCAAGACCCCUCGUGCUGCGAAGGCGGAGCAAAUCGCGCAACGACAGCGGUACCUGCAGAUCAGCGCUCUGCGCCGGGAAGGUAUCUACCUGGAAGAGGAGUAUCACGACGAGAUUCGUGGAUAUAUGCACGAGAUGGAGCGCAGCACGAUGUGUCAUAUGGUGUCGAUGGACCAACAACCAGAGAUCCGAUGGCAUAUGCGUCCCUGCUUGGUGGACUUCCUCGUGGAGCUUCACUUCGUCUUCAGGCUACGCCCCGAAACGCUCUACCUCACGCUGAACAUUAUCGACCGCUACGUCUCGAAGCGGAUCGUCUACGUCAAGCACUACCAGCUUGUCGGAUGCGCCGCUCUCUGGAUCGCUGCGAAGUUCGAGGACGCCAAGGAGCGCGUACCUACUGUUCAGGACCUCGCUCAGAUGUGCCAGGAGACUUACGACGAGUCGGCGUUCAUCCAGAUGGAGGGCCACGUUCUCUCGACAAUUCAGUGGACGCUGGGUCACCCGACGGCGGAAUCGUGGUUGCGCAUCCUUUGCUGUGGCCCGAUCAUCGAGGAGCAGAAAGUGCAACACGUCGCUCGCUUUCUCAUGGAGAUCACGCUGUUCUACCGCGAGUUCUGCCAGUACCCAUCUUCGGCUGUGGCGCUGGGCUCGCUGACGCUUGCGCGUUCCCUCUGUGGAAAGAGCCGUCGCAUCUUCGAGGAGACUGAGGAGUGCCUUGAGAUCGUGGAGCACCUGGACAACCGCUUGGCGAAGCACGCGAACGACCUGUCGGAGACGCUUGUCAAGAAGUACUCCUACGCCUUCUACUCGAAGGCGGCGACGUUCGUUCUCCAGUUUUACCUCCAAGGCGGCCGCUUCCAGCUCCAGAAUACGCUCGCCUUCCCCAUGACGCCCGUGCGGACGCACUCGCCCAAGGUGUGCACGCCCAUGAGCGUCUCCACGACGGCUUCGGACCUAUCGGACGACAUGCCAGCGACGCCAACUAGCCCUAUGUUUUCUAGCGACGCGUUCGGGAGCUCGUACAUGUCGGACGACAAGGAAAACCUUCCCUCCCCGAAGUUCGAGCCCGUGAUCAACAAGCAGCUCAUCGAGCAAGUUCCUGAGCAGUUCUUGCCUCACGACUUCGUCAAGUACCAGCGCCAGGCUCUUCACAACCUGAACGUCGGGUCACCUCGACCUGCCGUGGUCUCGUGA